Molecule: messenger RNA, 1175 nt
Organism: Phytomonas sp. EM1
Lineage: Eukaryota; Euglenozoa; Kinetoplastea; Trypanosomatida; Trypanosomatidae
Source: the annotation of a GenBank genome assembly
CCAAAGAAGGCGUGGGCAUUUGGUCUUGGGACUCUUCUCAGCAUAUGUCUACUGUUGAGGAUCUCAAAAAGAAGGUUGAAGAAUUACAGGAGCAAAAUAAUGCCCAGCAUCUCUUGAUCAAGAAGCAAGAAUUCGAGAUCAAGCGCUUGUAUCGUUCUAAUCAUGAAGUUGAAAUGUGUCGACUACCAGUUCUGCAUAGGAGGUUGGAUACGCUACAAAACUACUCGAGACAGCUUGAAAGGGAACUUGACGAAGAGCGCAGGCAGGCGAACGUGUUCCAGCAAGAAGUCUUUACCUUGCGUAGUUUAGUCGAAUUCGCUCAUCAUCCAGAGUUGGUGGAUGCUGCACGGGCAGAGGGGCGGUCUUCAAUGCUAGAAAAAGAGUUAAAAUCUAUUCAUCGGCAACUAAAUGAUGCGCGGACUCUGUGCGAGGCGUAUCAGCACCGCUGCGGCAAGGCUUGCGAGGUAGCGGAACGGGUACAGCAGGAGCUAUACCAGACUCAGGAGGAUAAGCGUGUUUUAGAAGACUACUUUACCCAACAGUUGAAUCGUUUUGGGACUUCAAUGAAGGAAAUCAAGGAAUCUAUUGGUGAAAAUUAUGCAAAAAAACUACCGAUGUUUGAAAACAGGACGGGGUCUAAUGUAGGAAUUACUGGAGGUAGAACACAAACCUUUGAUGCAUGCAACGAAAUAGAGCUUGACAUCUCUAUUAGCAGUGGAACAGAAGGAGUUCCACCCGACACGGGAGACGAACCCUCCAUACGAAUAUUAAGUGCCGAUAGUCAUUUCGUCGCGCUCUCUAAUGGAAAAGUCAAUCAGCUAGAACAGCUACCUAAUCAUGCUUAUGAGAAUGAGUUAGCUCCUCAAGGUACAAUAGACGUAUGCCAGAAAGGUCAAAUGCUUAAUAAAGCGAGUUCUUCCGAGCUAAAGAAGCGCGAUGGCUGCUUUCUGAAUUUUGAUAGCACUUUGGAUGAGGAUGCGCGCAAGUGGAAGAGGGCGUUGGGUAUUCUAAAGGGAGAAAACCACUUACUAAUCUGCCGAGUCAAUGAAUUAGUUGAGAAAAAUAAAACGUAUAUCAGGAAUAUUGCUUAUUUGGAAAAGCAAGUGUCUAUGUUGAAUCAUAAGCUGCGCAUUGGGGGAUCAAUAGAGAGUGAUGUUUCUUCUUCUCUAGCAUAG